Penicillium macrosclerotiorum is the source of this 729-nucleotide messenger RNA. It is a transcript of the gene mrpl4, whose product is annotated as mitochondrial 54S ribosomal protein uL29m. Bases 1 to 729 code for a protein of 242 amino acids. Gene Ontology annotation, molecular function: structural constituent of ribosome. Gene Ontology annotation, cellular component: mitochondrial large ribosomal subunit; mitochondrial ribosome. The record is from RefSeq and is a predicted model, not a curated record. Lineage: Eukaryota; Fungi; Ascomycota; Eurotiomycetes; Eurotiales; Aspergillaceae. The transcript is spliced from 3 exons. Gene Ontology annotation, biological process: mitochondrial translation.
AUGCAUCGGGCAUCGAUCGCCCGUCUGGCCCAAUAUGGGGGGGUUGUGCUUGCUGAGCUACCUCCCCCUUAUUUGGCGCCAUCCCUUCACUUCUCGAUGUCCCGGUCCCCUGUGCAGUCCUCCAGCUUCUCUACGACUCCCGUCGCCGCUGGCCGUGGACGCGACAUGAACAGGACCCGGGGUGUCUCUGCGAUUCACCGGACCGGUACUAGAUUCAAGCUGAGCGCCUCGAAAUACCCAUUGCCUCAGCCUGUCUCGCCGGAGAAAAUGAAGGAGCGAGCUAAGACUCCUGUUCAUGGUCUCUGGGGCUUCUUCCCGCCAUCACGCGAGGCAUUAAGUAUCCCGGAAUUCGAUGCGGACUUUGGCCGUCCGUGGGCUAUUCAAGAACUACGCGAGAAGAGCUGGGAUGACCUACAUAAGCUGUGGUGGGUUUGUGUUAAGGAGCGCAACCGUAUUGCGACCUCGAACAUGGAGCGAAACCGACUGAAGGCUGGAUAUGGUGACCACGAGUCCAAUGAGCGUGAUCGCGCUAUCGUUAUCACUCAGAAGAGCAUCAAACAUGUUCUGCGUGAGCGCUGGCAUUCUUGGGAGGAGGCCAGCCGUGUGUACGCUAAGGGCUAUCGUCCCCAAAACCAAGACGCCUCAGAGCAAGAUACCAUGGAGCAAGAGGCUCCGGCUCAGGACCCGUUCAAGGAGGAUGCCGCCAGCCUGAAGGACAGCAAGCCAUAA